CCGGCAGGGCUGGGGCUCGCCUUUGCCUGCCCGCCCGCCCGCCUGCCUGGCUUUUUUGCAGGGCUGCUGGGAGUUGUGAAGGCGUGUGAGAAUCCUGGGAGCUGGUGAUGUCAGACCGCUUGGGUCAUUUGAAGGUUAGCAGCCUGGGAAGGGUUCACGGAAAGUUCACUCGCAUAUAUUAGGCAAUUCAAUCUUUCAUUCCCUGUGACACAAGUAGUAGGAAGUGAGCUGUUCAGAGGCAGAAGCAUCUAUUCACGGCCGAGGGGGAUCCCGAGCCUCCACCGGAGCUGUUUUAUCCCGGGGAGGUGGGCGAUUGGCACGGCGUGGGACGCGGCACACACCCGGCAAGCGCCCCAGGAGCUGGACUGACUCUCAAGAAAUUUUGGGGGGAAAUUGAUGGUAGCUAAAACUUGGAAUGCAGCUCGCAUCCCCCCAUCUUGCUGGAUUGGCUGGGCAGCCUGGAAAAUGGUAAAUGAUCAUUUGGAUCAAUUACAGGCUUUUAGCUGUGUUGUCUGUCAUAAUUCAUGAUUCUGGUCUGGGAAAAAGACCAACAGCCUACGUGCCAAAAAAGGGGCAGAGUUUGAUGGAGUUGGGUGUACUUUUAUGUGCCAUUUUCCUCCACACCUAGAGGAAAGCACUUUUGCAGGCAUUCUGUGCAGGGGGAAUCAUGUUUGACUGUAUGGACGUUCUAGCAGUGAGCCCUGCUCAGAUGCUGGAUUUCUACACUGCGAGUCCGUCUUCCUGCAUGCUCCAGGAGAAGGCUCUCAAAGCAUGCUUCAGUGGAUUGGCACAAACAGAGUGGCAACACCGGCACAGUGCUCAAUCAGUUGAAACUCAGAGCACCAGUUCUGAGGAACUUGUUCCGAGCCCUCCUUCACCACUUCCACCCCCUCGUGUUUACAAGCCCUGUUUUGUUUGUCAAGACAAGUCAUCCGGAUAUCACUAUGGUGUCAGUGCUUGUGAGGGAUGUAAGGGCUUUUUCCGCAGGAGUAUCCAGAAGAACAUGGUUUACACAUGUCACAGAGAUAAAAACUGUGUUAUCAAUAAAGUUACCAGAAAUCGCUGCCAGUACUGCAGACUACAAAAGUGCUUUGAAGUGGGAAUGUCCAAAGAAUCUGUCAGAAAUGAUAGGAACAAAAAGAAGAAGGAACCUUCAAAGCAGGAGUCCACAGAAAACUAUGAAAUGACAGCAGAGUUAGAUGAUCUCACUGAGAAGAUCCGAAAAGCUCACCAGGAAACCUUCCCCUCACUCUGCCAGCUGGGAAAAUACACUACAAACUCCAGUGCAGAUCAUCGGGUUCGACUGGACCUUGGGCUUUGGGACAAAUUCAGUGAACUUGCAACGAAGUGCAUUAUUAAAAUAGUGGAAUUUGCAAAGCGAUUGCCAGGCUUUACAAGUUUGACCAUUGCAGACCAAAUAACUCUACUCAAAGCAGCCUGCCUGGAUAUACUGAUCCUUAGAAUUUGCACAAGAUACACACCAGAACAAGACACCAUGACCUUUUCAGAUGGCCUUACCCUAAACCGAACUCAGAUGCACAACGCCGGAUUUGGCCCGCUGACUGAUCUCGUGUUCACAUUUGCCAACCAGCUCCUGCCUUUGGAAAUGGAUGAUACAGAAACAGGUCUCCUUAGUGCCAUCUGCCUAAUCUGUGGAGAUCGCCAGGACCUUGAAGAACCAAUGAAAGUGGAUAAGCUUCAGGAACCCCUGCUUGAAGCACUGAAAAUUUAUAUCCGAAAGAGACGACCCAACAAGCCUCAUAUGUUCCCAAAGAUCUUAAUGAAAAUCACAGAUCUUCGUAGCAUCAGUGCAAAAGGUGCAGAACGUGUCAUUACAUUGAAAAUGGAAAUUCCUGGAUCCAUGCCACCUCUUAUUCAGGAAAUGUUGGAGAACUCUGAAGGACAUGAACCACUGACACCAAGCUCAAAUGGAAAUACUGCAGAACACAGUCCCAGUAUCUCACCUAGUUCAGUGGAUAACAGCAGUGUCAGUCAAUCCCCUAUGGUGGAAUAAGACAUUUUCCAGCUACUUCAGACAUUCCUAAUACCUUAUGUACAGGGAUGAAAAGCAAGAAAAACAUUUUUACUGCUGCUUAGUUUCUGGACUUAAUAU
Messenger RNA from Ficedula albicollis (Collared flycatcher), 2113 nucleotides. It is a transcript of the gene RARB, whose product is annotated as retinoic acid receptor beta. Gene Ontology annotation, cellular component: transcription regulator complex; nucleus. The record is from RefSeq and is a predicted model, not a curated record. Gene Ontology annotation, molecular function: nuclear receptor activity; nuclear glucocorticoid receptor binding; RNA polymerase II cis-regulatory region sequence-specific DNA binding. NCBI's taxonomy places the organism in Eukaryota, Metazoa, Chordata, Aves, Passeriformes, Muscicapidae. The transcript has 8 exons. The coding region runs from base 668 to 2014 and encodes 448 amino acids. Gene Ontology annotation, biological process: retinoic acid receptor signaling pathway; regulation of transcription by RNA polymerase II; cellular response to corticotropin-releasing hormone stimulus.